Messenger RNA from Nicotiana tabacum (common tobacco), 1666 nucleotides. RefSeq names its product WAT1-related protein At1g68170-like. The record is from RefSeq and is a predicted model, not a curated record. Lineage: Eukaryota; Viridiplantae; Streptophyta; Magnoliopsida; Solanales; Solanaceae. Gene Ontology annotation, cellular component: membrane. Gene Ontology annotation, molecular function: transmembrane transporter activity.
UGUAUUUCCCCAUUCAAGCAUUUUUCUGAUAUCCGUUUUGAGUCCCAACUAAUCUAAAUUAAUAUCCAAAAGUUUUACUUUAAGGUAAAACCUUUUCUAUGAGAGGCAUAUCAUAUAUCUAAGACUCAAACUCGAAUUUUUUAGUCAGGAUGAAGGAGUACAUAUUAUUCCGGCACAAUCUUUGGUGGUCCCAUUCAAGCGUUACAAAACUAGUCUUCAACUACAACUCCUAUUCUUCCUCUUCAACCCCGCACCUAUAUAUUUCUCUAUAUAUAUGUACAGAUAUUUAUAACAAUAAUACUUAGUAGUAAAAAGUACUAUAUAUUCUUCUGCUAGUUUGGUCGGUUUGUCUCUGGUUCCAUAGACGAGAGAGAAUGGGGAAGAUAUGUGACAAAGUGCAUGGAUUAAAGCCUGUAAUAAUGAUGGUGUUUGUUCAGAUAGCUUAUGCAGGAAUGAGUUUGUUCUAUAAAUUAGCUUCUAAUAAUGGAAUGAGUUUGAGGGUUUUGAUUGCUUAUCGCUUCCUCUUUGCUGCUGCUACUGUUAUUCCUUUGGCCCUUUACUUUGACAGGAAGACGGCGCCAAAAUUGACAUGGAUGGUAAUGUUGCUUGCAUUUCUUUCUGCACUCUUCGGAGGUUCAAUGGCACAAAAUUUGUUUGCAGCAAGUUUAGUCCUAACUUCAGCAACUUUUGCUACAGCUAUGAUUAAUCUAAUUCCUGGCAUCACUUUUGUUAUAGCCAUAUUCUUUAGGUUGGAGAAGUUGGGUUUGAAAACAAGGGCAGGGCAGGCAAAAGUGUUGGGAACAUUAAUUGGAAUAGGUGGGGCUAUGCUUCUCACCUUUUACAAAGGCUUGGAAAUUAAAACAUGGUCAACCAAAGUUGUCUUUAGUGGACAGAUGGCAGCUUCUCACCAACACCAAAAACCAUAUGCUCAUAUUUUGGGUCCUAUUUUGGCUAUUUGUAGUUGCUUUUCCACAGCAUUAUCCCUCAUUUUUCAGGCGAAGAUGAGUGAGUUGUAUCCUUGCCAUUUUUCUAGCACUGCCCUAAUCUCUAUUAUGGGAGCACUUCAAGCUGGAGUUUUUGCACUUUGUACUGAAAGAGAUUGGAGCCAAUGGAAAUUAGGAUGGAACCUUAGACUGCUUAUAGUAGCUUAUGCGGGGAUAGUGGCUUCUGGAAUAACAAUCAUCUUUUUGAUGUUUUCUGUAAGAAUGAGAGGUCCAUUAUUCCUGUCUAUUUUCACCCCUUUGAUGCUUGUAUGUGUUGCCAUUGCCGGUUCUUUAUUUCUCAACGAGAAAUUACACUUGGGAAGUGUUCUAGGAGCUGCGAUAAUAAUAUUUGGAUUGUACGUUGUGCUGUGGGGGAAGAACCAAGAAAUGAAAAGGGCUUCCAAAUUGACACCUUCGAAGAGCAGUGAUGAAUUGGAGCAAGAAUAUAUAGUUUCUAACAACAAAUUAGAGACCAAUUGUAGCAAUGUUAUUGGAAUUGCUCCCAAUUUCCAUCCCAUGAAUGAAAUGGAAGGACUUUCUCUUCAACAAGUUCUAAAGGAAGAAGAAGGGUCUAUUAAUCUUGAUUUAAAGGUUUAGAAAUUUUCUCCAUAUAAUACAACUGGGAUAAGAUGAUUAAUCUAUUGAUCAUAUAGUAGUGCAAAACUCUUGGUACUCUCCUCUUC